Molecule: messenger RNA, 2027 nt
Organism: Mangifera indica (mango)
Lineage: Eukaryota; Viridiplantae; Streptophyta; Magnoliopsida; Sapindales; Anacardiaceae
Product: probable protein phosphatase 2C 33
Exons: 6
Coding region: 171-1454 (427 amino acids)
Biological process (GO): protein dephosphorylation
Molecular function (GO): protein serine/threonine phosphatase activity
Source: RefSeq, a predicted model, not a curated record
UCUAAAUAUAAUUGGAUGGGCGGCACAAUCGGCGCAUCGCAUAACAUGACAUUAUAGAUUCAAGUGAGAGAAUUUUGGAUUGGAUUAUUGAGCUGGCGAUUCAAUCAGAGAUAAGUCGCUUUUUCUUCGGACUUCUCAUUCUCCUGAUUUACUGGAUUCAGAGGUUGUUUAUGCUGGCUAUCGAUAAUUCAGAAUUAAGAAGAGCCGAUUCUUUGGUGAGUCUGGAGUGCUUACUCAACAUAGUGAGGGCCGUCGGGAUGGGAUCAUGCUUGUCAGCGGAUGGAUCAAGCGCUGUCUCUUACACCGCGGCCCCGUCUUCGCCGUCUUCUUCGUCUUCUCGGAAGAAAAACAACUCAAGGAAGAUUAAGAGGAGCUCGUCGUUGGAGAUGUGGUUGCAUAGAAUUCCCGGUAGAAUUUUCUUGAAUGGCUCCACGGAUAAUGCCUCUUUGUUUACCAGGCAAGGCAAGAAAGGGAUCAACCAGGAUGCUAUGAUUUUUUGGGAGAAUUUCGGCGCAAUGGAAGACACAAUCUUUUGUGGUGUUUUUGAUGGACAUGGUCCCUAUGGGCAUAUGGUUUCAAAGACAGUGAGGGAUUCUCUUCCAUUAAAAUUGAGUGCCCAGUGGCAAUUAAAUAAUGGUAGCAUGAACAUGAUGAACAAUAACAGCAGCAGUGCUGUAGGAAGUAUAAAAUCAGGAGACUCAUUCUUGUCAGUGAAGGAACCUAGGACAUUGAUAGAUAAUAAGCAUAAUCAAAGUCAGACUGAUAUUUUUAUUACACUGAAAGAAGCAUUUUUGAAGGCUUUUAAAGUUAUGGACAAGGAACUUAAGCAUGGUCCACACCUUGAUUGUUACUGCAGUGGGACAACAGCAGUAACAUUAGUAAUGCAGGGUCACCAUCUUGUUAUUGGAAAUGUCGGGGACUCUAGAGCUGUGCUGAGUACGCGAGAUAAGGAUAACUCUCGCAUUGCGGUACAGUUGACUGUGGACCAGAAACCAAAUCUUCCAAAGGAAGCUGAAAGAAUAAUGUUGUGUAAAGGACGAGUUUUUGCUCUCCCGAAUGAACCUGAGGUUACUCGAAUUUGGCAGCCUAACGUUGACUCUCCUGGUCUUGCCAUGGCCCGAUCUUUUGGAGAUUUCUGCCUUAAAGAUUAUGGUCUGAUUUCUAUCCCUGAGAUCUCAUAUCUUCACCUCACUGAGAAGGAUGAAUUUAUAGUAUUGGCUACAGAUGGGGUCUGGGAUGUUCUUUCAAACAAACAAGUAGUAGACAUAGUAGCAUCAGCUCCACGGUCUAGUGCAGCUCGAGCUUUGGUUGAAUCAGCUGUUCAAGCUUGGCGAUACAAGCACCCGACCUCGAAAGUCGAUGACUGUGCUGUAGUUUGCCUAUUCUUUAAUCCAAGCUCAGACAGUUGCUCUACCUCUUUCUUCCAUUCUGAGGAUAAGAUGUUAAUCUCAUAAGAACCGUUUAACGUUGGUUGUAAAGUAGUUUGAUUGGACCAUUGUAGAACCUCUAGGAUGCACCUGAAAAUUUGUGAUGAAGUUGGGGUGAUAGUUGGUCGGGAUAUUGAGUAGGGGUAUGUCACUUUUUUUGGUAUAUGUUGAAUGCACUUGUGGCGCUUAUGGUCCUUGCUGAUUGAAUGACAGGUUUGGAGAUACCAGGAGGCAUUAGUUAGAGGUUGCUUUCUAUUCAGUCCAGAUUUCAGUAUUAUAUAUCAGAUUUAUCGUUUUUGUUCAUAUGGAAAGUGGGAAUUCGAGAUAUUAUGGGAAUUCCUGUAGGUCUUUUUAUGUAGAUAGGGCAUGAGGGUGGGGCUAUCAAUUUGUGUUUCCUCGGCUGGUGGAUUUGGUGUUUUUUUCGUGAAUCCACAAGAGGUAAGUGGUUUUGUUAACAAUUUUCUGCACUUUGUUAAUGGAUGUUUAUGUCCUUAUAAUUUGUGAGAGAUCCUGUAGGAUUGUCAAAUGAUGUAAAUUGAGGGCCUGCUGGGAACAUGUUCAAUUUGAUUCUAUUCAUCAAUUCAUUCAUUAUUUGUGUUA